AUGAGAAUAUGCCAUGUUAGUGGUCAUGACCAAAGCAAAAAACAUCAGCGGGCAGUUACCCGUGCUUUGGAGUGUGUGGAAGCAGGAAACUCAGAUAGCACUGCUCCCCCUGAAAACUCAGCUUUUUCACUAGAGAACAUCACAGGAGCCACUGAAGAUGAUCAUCUUGAAGUCCCUAUCGGCGAUCUGUGGGACAGCACAGUUACCGAACACACAAUCGGCAGUGACUACUAUGAAGAAAUACUGGCAGCACUCCGACGAGGAGAAUCGUUAUUCUCAUGUCCCUUGGAACCUCUCAUGGAGGAGAUUGGAGUAGAACUUGACAAUGAUCUCGCUAUCGAGGAAUGUAUCACACAACUCCUAUUCAGCUCGCCUCACACUCGGUUUUUGGAGGCUCAAAAGAGGGCCGUUCUGGACUGGGCUACUGCACUUGGUGCUAAAGAUGUUCCAACACUGUACAGUAUCAAGAAAACUCAAGACCGUAUCCGUGACUUAGUGGGAAAUCCAACUGAAAAGGUUUGCACAAAGUCGGGCACUGUGUUUUACCUCAAUUCUGUUGCAAAAGCAAUCACAAAGGAUUAUGGCAAUCCUCUUACACAGUCCGCCAUGCGGGAUUACCCAGAAGAAGGAGAUGGAAGGAUGUCGCAAGUUCAUCACAGCUACAAGAUGAUGCACGACCUCCCUGAUGACCUUUCCCCACCUACAGUCCGUGUGGGAAUCAACAUUUUCUUUGUUGACGAGCUCCUUCAACUGUCGUCCAUGGAAUAUUUCAUUCCAAAGAAGUUUUUUGAGGCGAAGAUAACUCCUGACAACAACGCUCAGACAUUGGCCUUAGGUCACAUUGUUGUGCAGACUGACGCAGGAUUUUCUGUGGAUCCCGAGCGCGUGCUCACUCCAGUCUUGUCAUUUGUACGGACAUUUGAGGAUAUUAAAGGCCAUGCAACUGAGUUCGAGUGCGGUUUCACAAGUUUCAUGGUGCUAACAGUGCCACUCAUCGUCUUCAUGGAUGAUGUCUCAGGGAACAUCUCAAAACAGUGGAACAAGCAUCAUGUUGUAUACAUGUCGAAUGCUGCUUUACCUCAUGAGAUGCUGGAGAAGGAGUUUUGUGUGCGCUUUGUCUCAUCCUCACCUCAUGCCACUCCAAUGGAACUCAUGUGUGGCUUCAAGGAAUCUAUUGUUGCUGCAGCGAGCGAUGGAAUAAUCACUUGGGAUUGUAAGUACAAUGAUGAGGUGAUGCUUGCGGAGGUAUGCAGCCAUGGUGGCCUUAAAUGUAACUACUUCUGCAGAACAUGUAAAGUUGGCGGUACGACUGUGGAGAAAAAGUCUGACAAUGGUUACCUCAAAAUUUUCAAGUGUGGUGAACUUCAAACACCUGAAGGCACAAAGAUGGAUAUUUUGAAGCAAAUCGAGCUUUCAAAACUCUCUGGUGGUACAGAGAAGGUCAAGAAUGCUGUCAGCUUGACAGUCAGUCAUUUGCUCGAACUUGGCAAGCGACUGCGAAAACGCCAGGCUGGAAAACCCAUCAUGUCAGAAGAAGAUGUCCGAAGGCAGCUUGAACAGGAGUUCGAAGACAUGCUUCAUGGAUCGCCCCUUGAAGAUCACCUCAAUCCACUACUUGGUAUGCCUGGUGUCAACAUCCACCAAGACACACCCACGGAGAUUCUUCACACCAUUCUUCUCGGCAUCGUCAAAUAUUUCUGGGGUCAGACUGCUUGGAUACUUGACAAGGGUCAUCUUCUUGACACUUUCGAAGCGUGA
This is a messenger RNA of Suillus fuscotomentosus, 1758 nucleotides long. RefSeq lists its product as uncharacterized. Lineage: Eukaryota; Fungi; Basidiomycota; Agaricomycetes; Boletales; Suillaceae. The transcript is spliced from 10 exons. The coding region runs from base 1 to 1758 and encodes 585 amino acids. The record is from RefSeq and is a predicted model, not a curated record.